GCGCUUUUGCAAGCAGCUGUUCCCACCCUUCUCCACCCAUACAGGAAGCUGGGCUGCUAACCAGCUAGCUGUCAACAAAGGGCAAAACUGUACGAAAUCAGCAAAUCCAUGUGGAAGUCGGCGGUAUUGCCGACUUUGAGCUCCUUCCUCUAAAUUGCAUUUCUCUACUCUGCCAGCGGAAUCUGAAACAUGGCGACAACUGCUCAGCUGUUCGAGGAGCCCUUUGAUGCAGAUGAGUAUAUCGAAAGGUUGGCAUGGAGGACACCUGGAGGGGGCUCCAAAGGAGGAGCUGAAGCAUUUGACCCCAAAAGGCUGCUGGAAGAAUUUGAGAACCACAUAGAAGAGCUGAAGCAGUUGGAUGAGAAGAUCCAGCGGCGGGUGGAGAAGCUUGAACAUCAGUGUCACCGCGAGGCCAAGGAAUUUGCCCACAAAGUGCAAGACUUGCAGAGAAGCAACCAGGUGGCAUUUCAGCACUUCCAGGAGCUCGAUGAGCAUAUUAGCUAUGUGGCUACCAAGGUUUGUCACCUUGGCGACCAGCUGGAGGGGGUGAACACGCCUCGGCAGAGGGCCGUGGAAGCUCAGCGUCUGAUGAUCUACUUCAACGAGUUCCUGGAUGGAGACCUACGCAGUGACGUCUUCAAUAACCCAGACAAGAUUAAGGAGGCUGCUGAUAUAAUUCAGAAGCUGCAUCUCAUUGCCCAGGAGCUGCCAUUCGACAGAUUUGCAGAUGUCAAGGCAAAAAUUGCAAGUAAGUACCAUGACCUGGAGCGGCAGUUAAUUCAGGAGUUCACAGCUGCCCAGCGCAGGGGUGAGAUUGGACGUAUGCGGGAGGUGGCAGCGGUUCUAUUACAUUUCAAGGGCUAUGCACACUGUGUGGAUGUCUAUAUCAAGCAGUGUCAGGAAGGGGCCUACCUGAGGAAUGAUGUGUUCGAGGACACUGCAGUUCUCUGCCAGAGGGUCAACAAGCAGGUGGGCGAGGUCUUCAGCAGCCCAGAGACUGUUAUGGCCAAACUCAUCCAGAACAUUUUCGAAAACAAAUUACAGGCCCACGUUAGGGAAAAGCUGGAUGAGACUCGACACUCUGAUGUAGAACAGUACCUCAAGAACCUCUAUGACCUUUACACCAGGACCACUUUAUUGGCCACCAAGCUGGCAGAGUUCAACCUGGGCUCAGACAAGCACACUUUCCUGUCCAAGCUGAUAAAGAGCAUCUUCUCCUCAUACCUGGAAAGCUACAUUGACAUGGAGAGGGACUACCUCCGCACGCGAGGUGCCAUGAUUCUGCAGCGCUACUACGACUCCAAGAAUCACCAGAAACGUCUAAUUGGCACCGGCAGUAUCCAAGAACUGAAGGAGCGCAUCAGACAGCGCACCAACCUCCCCCUUGGCCCUAUCAUUGACACCCAUGGGGAGACCUUCCUGUCCCCAGAGCUUGUUGUCAACCUGCUGCAGGAGACACGUCAUGCCUUUGAGAGAUGCAACAAGCUUUCAGACCCUUCAGACCUGCCCAAGAACGCCUUCUCAAUCUUCCUGCUGCUGGUUGACCAUCUGUGUGUGGAACACAUCGACUACGCCCUGGAGAUUGGCCUCUCAGCGAUUCCCUCAUCAGAUGCCAAGAAUGCCAACCUGUACUUCCUGGACGUGGUUCAACAGGCGAACUCUAUCUUCCACUUGUUUGACAAGCAAUUUAAUGACCAGCUCAUGCCUCUAAUAAGCUCAUCUCCAAAGUUGGCCGAGUGCCUGCACAAGAAGAAAGAGGUGAUUGAACAGAUGGAAGUGAAACUGGACACAGGAAUCGACAGAACAAUUAACUGCAUGGUGGGUCAAAUGAAGUACAUCUUGGCAACAGAGCAGAAGAAGACUGAUUUCAGGCCCGAGGACGAGAACAACGUCAUGAUCCAGUACACUACAGCCUGCUCCAAGGUAUGCGCCUACGUCAGUCGGCAGGUGGAGCACGUGCGGAAGUCCAUGGAUGGGAAAAAUGUGGACACAGUGCUGACGGAGUUGGGCGUUCGUUUCCACCGGCUCAUCCACGAGCACCUACAGCAGUACAGCUACAGCUCAAUGGGAGGCAUGCUGGCCAUCUGCGACGUGGCUGAGUACCGACGAUGCGCCAAGGAUUUCAGGGUCCCUCUGGUGCUGCAGCUCUUCGACACACUCCACGCCCUCUGCAACCUCCUGGUCGUUGCCCCUGACAACCUGAAGCAGGUCUGUUCAGGUGAGCAGCUCACCAAUCUGGACCGAAACCUCCUGCACGCCUUCGUCCAGCUCAGAGUGGACUACCGUUCCUCCAGACUGGGCCGACACUUCAGUUAAUGAUUGAUUCAACACCUCGCUGCCCUCCGUCCAGUGACCCAUGCUUUGAUGAGACGAUGCACCUUGAAGAUUCCCAUCCCUGCUUCAGAGGAAGCAUCGGCCCCGGCAUACAGACUUUUCUGGGGCUGCUUUGUACAUCAUGGAGACAAAGGCUACUGCUCCUUGAAUGUGGGAAAUGUGCAUUUUUCCAUUUUGUUUCAUUGUCAAUUUGUCCAAUCUGAAGAAAUUUAAAUGUCUAUUGACUUAAAUCCAUUUGUUUUUAAAUACUAAUCCACCACCAAUCCACAUGGCUAAUAUUUCUGACAUAUUGUAAGUAAAUGGACAACCUUGAUUUCUGUGUUUAUGUAAAAAGAAACUUUUCUUUUUUUGAUUGUGCCAAAUAUAUAAAUUCUGUGGCCGCAAUUGUGCACAGGAAUAGACCCUAAAGCUGCUGUAAAGGGUCAGCAAUGGCGCUGUACUGUCACACGUCAGGUCUGCAGUAGCACUGUGUGUCGGGAACAGCUACCCUUUUGUAAUGAAGUGUAGGGGACCUGACAGAGACGGCCCCACCGAGCAUGAGAUGUAGAGCUCUGUCUGGCUAGAAGAGACACAUGACCACCUCUCUAACCUUUGACUUCUGACCACAAAGUCGAGGUCAAGAGGCCAUCACUGAGAAGUGUGAUCUGAACUAUUAACAAGUCUGAGAACCUCUCUGGAGGUGUGGGUGGUCCCUUCUUAGGCUAAGAUGACUGGUGUGAUGGGUCAGUGAGCAUGUGUCACUGUAAUUGCACAGAUCAACACUUGCUCAUCCAGCGGCGCACACAGUCCAAAGACAUUGUUGGCUGGAUCUGCAGUGUUUCUGGGUCAGGGGACACUGAAAUGUUGACCCUUUGCUGAUUAGAGAAACAAACUAGAGGGGACUUCUUCACACAGGGCUUAUUUAGUCUCAGUCACUGUCUUCUGCACAAAAAAAAAGAAGGAAGGAAGGUCGAUCAUGUCCCUGAUGCCUGAAACUGUCUCCUAGCAAAGCUGCUCCCGCUGUACUGCUGUUUACCUUAAUUAGUGACUCAUUAAAAAGAUGUUGCAUUUUAUUAUUGUCCCUCUUCUGAACAUCCUUAAUAAAUGGGAAGCUGUGAGUAGAAA
Molecule: messenger RNA, 3438 nt
Organism: Cottoperca gobio
Lineage: Eukaryota; Metazoa; Chordata; Actinopteri; Perciformes; Bovichtidae
Gene: exoc5
Product: exocyst complex component 5
Exons: 18
Coding region: 190-2316 (708 amino acids)
Biological process (GO): Golgi to plasma membrane transport; exocytosis
Cellular component (GO): cytoplasm; exocyst
Source: RefSeq, a predicted model, not a curated record